This is a messenger RNA of Pollicipes pollicipes, 2772 nucleotides long. Its product is annotated as cell surface hyaluronidase-like. The coding region runs from base 1 to 2772 and encodes 923 amino acids. The transcript has 5 exons. The record is from RefSeq and is a predicted model, not a curated record. NCBI's taxonomy places the organism in Eukaryota, Metazoa, Arthropoda, Thecostraca, Pollicipedomorpha, Pollicipedidae.
AUGCGUCCCGUUCUGCUGUCGCUGGUGGCUCUGGCGGCGCUGCUGGCGCCCGGCCAGCUCGCCGCCGGCACCGUGGUGGUGCACGGCGAGCUCUGGGUCGGCUCCGAGGACUGUCCGUUCGCGGGGCAGGCGGAGCUGGAGCUGCUCGGCAGGAAGGGUGACUCGGACGGCGUGGAGGCCGGCGGCUCGCGCCACGUCAAGGCACUGGUGGUGGCGGAUGGUGGCCGGCUGGAGGUGCACGGCGCGCCGCGACGCGCCUGGAGCCGCCUCACCGCCACCCUGCCCAAGACCACGCGAGAGGCUGUGAUCGGCAGCCCGAUAUUCGACCAACAACAGUCAGAGUGGCACAACAGUCGCCACCGCGGCUUCCUGGCGUACGAGUUCGACGAGGGCGGCCAGGUGAUUGGCUUCCUCGGCCUGCUGCACCGAGUGGCUGAUUUCCAGGCGCUGGCCGCCAAGACGGACAGCGUGAUCCUGCUAGUCCUGCAGCGGCAGGUGUCGUUCUCGGACGGCGAGGAUGUGACGGCGAUGGCGGACGCGCUCAGCGCCGCCUGCUUCAACGGCGAGGCGGACAGCGCCAUCAGGGACUUCACCGACGGCCAGGCGGUGGCAUGGGCGGCUAUCUGCCACGUGGGUCACCCGGAGAACAGCGUCGAGGAGGUGGGCCACGAGCAGGACGGCUUCUCAGUUACAUCUCGUCUCACGCGCACCAUCGGCACCGCCGAGUUUGUCGUCUACUCGGAGACAGAGCUGGAGGACGGCUGGCCAUCCACGGCUGACGUGCUCUCGUACGCCCCUGGCACGAUCCCGCCGAGGACGAUGACGCUCAGUCUCAUCGAGAGUCCGGCGGAGUUCACGCACUGGGGCGAGACCACCGACGGUGUGCGCAUGGCCGCCGAAGUCGCGCUUCUCAACCGCAACGUUAGGAUCCACGGCCGCAUGGAGGACGCCUGCUACGGCGACAACAACUGCGACGACUUCAGCUUCGACACGUUCGGCGGCCACGUCAAGGUGCUGGCUGGCUUCCAGGCGGCCCGCAUCGCCAACGCGGAGGUGUUCCACAUGGGACAGAACUCGGUGCUUGGCGCCUACCCCAUCCACUUCCACAUGUGUGGCGACGUCAGCGCGCAGGCCUCGCCGCCGUACGUGCGUUCCAACGCCAUCCAUCAUACGUUCGCACGCUGCGUGACCGUUCACGGCACUAGCGGCCUGCUGGUGGAGGACAACGUCGCCUUCGACCACUACGGCCACUGCUUCUUCCUGGAGGACGGUGCCGAACAGAACACGGUAUUCCGCGGCAACCUGGGCCUGAGUACGCGGCGCACGAGCAUCACCCCGACCGACCAGCGCAUGGCGGCGACGUUCUGGAUCACCAACCCGCUGACCACCAUGGAAGGCAACGUGGCAGCCGGGUCCGAUGCGUACGGCAUCUGGUACACGUUCCCGCUGCGACCGAUCGGGCCGUCGGCGCUGCGCACGCCGCUCGCGCCCUUCGUCGACAACGUAGCGCACUCCAACAACGACUACGGCCUGCGACUCGACGACCUGCUGAAGACGAACGGCGGCGUCGGCGGCAGGUUCGCGUACGACCCGCGCGAGGACCCGCUCGACCCGACCUCGUCACCCGUGACCGUCACACUGCGCGGCUACAACGGCUACAAGAACUACAAGUCGGCGUGGCUGCGCGGCGCCAGCCUAGUAGCCGAGGAUUUCAGCAUCGCCGAGACCGUGGAGGGCGUGGUGUUCGCAAGCUCGGCGCCCGGUUCCAAGCGGCUGGUGCGCUCGCGCCUCGUGGGCGAGACGGCCAACAAGGGUAAGCCGGAGGGCUGGAUUCCGCUAGCGAACGGCACGACCGUCUGGUGGGAUCGCCAGAUUCGCAUGGGUGGCGCCAACCGCGCGCUGCCCAUCAUCGGCGCCAUUUUCCUCGACGGCCCCGUCUCGCUGGAGGACGUCAGCUUCCAUCGGUUCGCGACCAACGCGGUGCGGCCGUCGGGCGCGAUCGGUCUCCGCCGCGCUUUGCGCUGGUACACCUCGCCGGCCAACCGCGUCGCCGGCGUGACGUUCGACUUCGCCGAUCCCGCCGACGGCAACCGCGUCUACGACGCCAGCGAGGGCCAGGGCUUGCCGACCUGGCGGGGGAACAUCCACUCCGUCUUUCGGGACAUCGACGGCUCACUCACGACCUACGCCGGCGCGACCGUGGUGAAGCCGUACGCCGUGCAUCUGAACGCCCGCUGCGCGCCCGUGCCCAACUGGAACCUGUACGUGUGCCCGGCUGCCUUCACCAAGUUCAAGCUCGAGUGUCUGCCGCGGCCGCGCCAGAUCAGCUACGCCCUCAACUCGGAGGAGGGCUACAUCCUACACUUCAACACCAGCGUGCCACGCUCCUUCAGCUUCACAGUCACCGGCCUACAGGCGGGCGUCGAGCAGCGGCUCGGCGUCUGCAUCGGCCGCGACGCCACCGACGUGCGCAUCAGCCUCACCGGCAUCCCGACGCCGACGUUCGAGGACCUGCUCACCGGCUCGCCGGGCACGCAGGUCUUCCACGACCGCGAGCGGGGGCUGCUGCUGUUCCGAUUCCGCGUGCCGUACGCGCUCAGCGCCGACACGGAGACGGAGUGUCCGGGCGGCGGUCCGUAUGGCGCUUGCCCGGUCGUGAAGGUGUCCAUGACGGCGGCGAGCGAGGACGGCGACUGCUCGGAGAGGGCGUACCCGACCUACGCCACCGCCCCACUCGACGCCGCCGGCGGUCUUGUCACACCGAGCUUCUAG